Hordeum vulgare subsp. vulgare (domesticated barley) is the source of this 2377-nucleotide messenger RNA. RefSeq names its product protein S-acyltransferase 21-like. The record is from RefSeq and is a predicted model, not a curated record. The coding region runs from base 323 to 2170 and encodes 615 amino acids. Gene Ontology annotation, biological process: peptidyl-L-cysteine S-palmitoylation; protein targeting to membrane. Gene Ontology annotation, molecular function: protein-cysteine S-palmitoyltransferase activity. Gene Ontology annotation, cellular component: endoplasmic reticulum; Golgi apparatus. The transcript is spliced from 10 exons. Lineage: Eukaryota; Viridiplantae; Streptophyta; Magnoliopsida; Poales; Poaceae.
AGGCAAAAGAGAAUCCGAGAGACCGAGACCGCCCGGCGCCCCCUCCCUCUCUGGGAGAGUAAAAAAUCCACUACAGCCGUCGCCAGUCGCCACGCACACCCACUUCACCACGCCUUCCUUCCUCCCCCUCUCUCUUCCCCCCGGCGCAGCGCAGGCUCGUACGAACACGCCGAGAGGUGCCGUACCGUACGGGGCGCUAGGGUUUACUCCGGGCGGCCCAGGAUCUCGCGCCCUCCCAAUGCAGUCGCCGCCGCCGCCGCCGCAACCGCCGCGUCGCUGAUCCCGUGGCCGCUCCCUCCUCCCCCGCCGCGGCGGCGCCGCCAUGGCGCGGCGUCACGGGUGGCAGCUCCCCGCCCACACCCUGCAGGUGGUUGCUAUAACAGUGUUCUUCCUGCUGUGUAUAGCAUUCUAUGCUUUCUUGUCUCCGUUUCUUGGGAAGAACUUGUAUCAGUAUAUUGCAAUCGGUGUUUAUAGUUUCCUGGCCUUAUCGGUACUGAUUCUAUACGCUAGAUGUACUGCUAUUGAUCCUGCUGACCCUGGCAUCCUGAUUACCGUCAAUGGUGCACUAAUCUAUAAAUCAGAAGCAAAUGUAGACACUCAAGCAGAAGCGGGCAAAUCAGAAUUGGGAGCCAAUGAGGAAAUCCGAAAGCAUAGAUCAUGUUUAGGAACUGGUUGUUUUUGUUGUGCUAUUUUUAAGAAAGAGGAUUGUCGCAAUGAAGAUGAAGCUUACCAGCAAGAAAAUUAUGGUGAGGAGGCACUCUUUUGCACCCUUUGCAACACAGAGGUGCGAAAAAAUAGUAAACAUUGUCGGAGCUGUGACAAGUGUGUUGAUGGUUUCGAUCAUCAUUGUCGGUGGCUGAACAAUUGUGUUGGAAGGAGAAAUUAUAUGACAUUUUUGUGCCUUAUGGCUGUGAGUCUUGCUUGGCUUGCGGUUGAGUGCGGAGUUGGUAUAGCUGUGUUUGUCCGUUGCUUUACUGAUAAAACAGCAAUCGAAGAGCAGAUAGGGGAAAAGCUGGGCUAUGGUCUUUCACGAGCACCCUUUGCAGUCAUUGUGGCCUUGAGUACAGCUCUUUCUGUGCUUGCUUCAGUGCCCCUGGGGGAACUGUUCUUCUUUCAUAUGCUAUUAAUCAGGAAGGGCAUCACAACUUAUGAAUAUGUUGUGGCAAUGAGGGCUCAGAGUGAACCUCCUGGUCUCUCUGUCAAUGAUGAGCAGCAAAGUUUGCCAUCUUCUCCCAUGAGUUCUGCACCAACUGCUUUCAGCGGGAGCUCGUUCGCAUGGCACUACAAAGGUGCAUGGUGCACUCCACCACGCAUCUUUGUUGACCAGGACGAAAUCAUUCCACACUUGGGACCUGGGCGAUUACCUUCAACUGUUGAUCCUGAUAGUGCAGACCCGGUCGAAAGAGCCAAACAACACGCCAAACGCCAAGUUCGCAUUAGCCCAUGGAAGCUCGCGAAACUGGAUUCAAACGAGGCCAUGAAAGCAGCAGCAAAAGCCAGAGCCUCUUCCUCCGUGCUGAAACCGAUCAAUGGUCGUUCCCAGUAUGAUGCCGACCAGUGCUCCAGUGAUAACCUCAGCUGCAGAAGCAGUGUCAUGAGUGCUGAUACUAACAACCACAUCGACACUCGGUCUGACAGGAAUGCUCCGUACAGGUCCCCUUAUCCACCAAGUAUAGCAAGCGCAGAUGACAUUGAGAUGUAUCCUCGGACACCCAGCAGCUUCCAGAGCAACUCGCGGACUCCGACGCCCAUUGCAGAGCACCAUCCCUCGAAGCAUUUCAACCCAAUCUAUCAGACAUCAGCAAACAGGUCCCCAUUCUCAGCCAAAGCAAAUGAAGCGGCUAAUCCAGAAGCCAACAACACAAGGAGGUUUACUGCGCCAAACACAGAUAGAUCUCCUCGGUCAUCCGUUUACUGGGAUCAAGAAGCUGGCCGUUUCAUGUCUGCACAGGCAAACCAGGGGCCGAGCUCUCGGGUAACCCGUCCCGACCUUCUGUACACCGGCCAGUCUAUAUUCUUUGGGGGACCUCUGAUGGCAGCAGAUUCUGCAACGAGAAGCUUCAGAGACCCUGGCGGCUCGAGCCAACGGUCCGGUGUGUCUCGGCCUCAGCAGCUCCCCGUGUUCAUUCCCACUGAUCCCCAGAAGGAUCAUCUCUCCAAGUUACCGUGAAAUGAACUGUUUCUGGAGUAUCCACGCGAAGCACCUGUUUCUCUGCUUCAUGGUGCAAUGUAUAGUUCUCAGUUCUUAUAUCGGACAUUGUAGGUUGCAUGAUUUUUAUUCAGUUAGGAUGGAAAUUGAAAUUAAUUUAGUAAUGAAUUUAAUACAGAAUCAUGAGGUCUCUUUUGUUUAUCAAGGAAAAAGGGGAUAAUCGGAUGA